Erythranthe guttata (spotted monkey flower) is the source of this 1254-nucleotide messenger RNA. Its product is annotated as aspartyl protease UND. The record is from RefSeq and is a predicted model, not a curated record. NCBI's taxonomy places the organism in Eukaryota, Viridiplantae, Streptophyta, Magnoliopsida, Lamiales, Phrymaceae. Gene Ontology annotation, cellular component: extracellular region.
AUGGCAGAUUCUUGCAUUACAUUUUUUCAAAAGCUCAUGUCUCUGUCGAUUCUUGUCCUAAUUGCCCGUUUUUCGACAGGCGUUGAAGCCACGAAUCGGACGAAGCUAGUCCUCCGCCUUAUACACCGAGACUCGAUACUCCCUUUGCCUUAUUCAGAAGCAGAGAAUGACCUAAGGGCUCCUUUGGUUCCGCACGGAAGAGGUCUACUUUUCUUGGUAAAUGUUUCAAUAGGUGAGCCUCCAAUCCCGCAACUUCUAGCUAUGGACACCGGAAGUCCACUAACUUGGCUGCAUUCUUACCUCUGCACCGGAUGCAACCCUCCUACAAACCGGGCCCCAAUCGAUGACCCUAAAAGAUCGUCGACAUGCACAAGUUUGUCGUGCGACUUUAAAUAUCAAUGCCAACAAUAUUUAGGCGACACCGAUUGCAGCCAAGAAUCUUUUCGAUGCACCUACAACAUGGUCUAUAUGGACGGAUCGUAUACCAAGGGUAUUAUCGCCUCCGAAAAGUUCACCUUCGACACCUCGGACGGGGGCAUAUCGGCAAUUCCCGAUUUAGUCUUCGGCUGCGGGAUCGAAAGCCAUGGGGUGGUGGUAAGACUAAGCGGGAUCCUCGGACUAUCAAACCUCAACGGGCACUCGUUAGUCACUCGAGUCGGUAAGAAGUUCUCGUAUUGCAUUGGAAACAUUAGCGAUCCUUAUUACAUGUACAACCAGUUGGUGCUAGGCGAAGGUGCCGUUUUAGACGGCGAUUCAACCGGGUUGGAUAUUAGGAACGAUCAAUAUGUGGUGAGCAUACAAGGGAUUAGCGUAGGGGAAAAGAAACUCGAGUUCAACAAGCAAGAAUACCACUACAACGUCCUAAUAGACUCGGGGUCCACUUUCACUUAUUUACAGAGGAGUGCUUUCGAAGCGCUUAAGGAAGAAGUGGUCAACAUACUUGCGGAUUCUAUGCAGCUUGAAAUAAUCGAGGGUUUCGAGGAAACGCCGUGUUAUAGGGGGGAUAUGGUGAGAGAUAUAGAGGAUUUCCCGAGUGUGACUUUGCAUUUCGACGGGGAUACCAAACUGAGGUUGAAUGUCGAAGGGAUGUUCCAUAGAAUAAGAAGUGACAUUUUUUGCAUGGCUGUCGUUGUUUCGGAAGACGAAACGAAUACAAUAGGAGUGCUUGCUCAGCAGUACUGUAAUAUUGGAUUCGAUUUGAAUGAAAUGAAGGUCAGGUUCUCGAAGAUCGACUGUGAACUCCUUGAAGACUAA